AUGACGUCUCUCGGUUCAAUUGAUAGCCUACCAAACGAAAUCCUCACUUCAAUCCUGUCUCCAUCUUCAACCAAAGAACUCGUCUCUUUUGCCACUAUCAACCGCCGCUUCUACUCCAUAGUCACGCGCCUCAUCCACCACCGCCUCCUCCAAGCUGCUCCCCUCCCCGAUAACAAACUCAUUUUAGAAUGCUACCUUCCAAGUGACCAACUCUACGCCCCUUGUCUGGCAUGUCGUUAUCAGGGAUUAGUGACCCAAUACGGUCCUCCUAUCAGUGAAGUUGAUCCUCGGCUACCUGACCUCCGGCGUUUGUAUUCCUCUUUUAGACCCGUGUUUGCAUCCGAGAGCCGAAGUCCUAGGAGAGGUCGUAGACGACCUACAGAGACACAACCUUCCGAGGAUGCAGAUGAUGAAACCGCUACACAAGAUAUCGAUCUUGAUGAUGGAGAGCUCUUCUCUCAGCUGUGUGCUGCCAUUAACCUCGUCAAGGAGGGACCUAGAAGUGGAUUGUUCAUAAGUCAUGUCAAUCUAGUGGAUGGGGUCGUACGGGUGUUUCGAAAAUGGCUUGCCGAAGCAGCAAGCAAACAAGAUCCGUCUCGAUGUGACCCAGAGAACAUUCUCUGGGUUGGCAAGAAUAAUGAUGUCGGAAUACGAUUCAGCGUUGUCCCAGCACCUUCUGAAACGAUGCCUCUAAUCUCGGGGCCCAACGAUGAUCCUCCAGUUCAUUACAAGCUGGUGUAUAAAGAAUUACUUGUUCGAGUGCACAACAUAUUAGAGGCUCUAGAGCUCUCUGUGGUGCAAGAGGUCGGGAACUCAGGCAAGACUCUUGUGAUCCAUGGCGCUUCCAUGUGA
Messenger RNA from Fusarium poae, 852 nucleotides. RefSeq lists its product as uncharacterized. The record is from RefSeq and is a predicted model, not a curated record. The transcript has 3 exons. Gene Ontology annotation, molecular function: protein binding. The coding region runs from base 1 to 852 and encodes 283 amino acids. NCBI's taxonomy places the organism in Eukaryota, Fungi, Ascomycota, Sordariomycetes, Hypocreales, Nectriaceae.